AUGGCGGUUGCUCAUCGUAGAAUCAAUCAUAUGGACAGAAUUAAGAUAAAUGGGGUGUGGCUGUCCGAGGAGAAGGAUGUGAGAGAAGGGGUAGUUAAUGUUUUUCAAUACUUACAGAAAAUUCAAAUUGGAAGGAAAGUGGAUAUAGAUAGGCUGCAGUUAGAGCAGAUUAGUCAACAAGAAGCGGAGAAUUUGGAGCACCCUUUCUCUGAGGAUGAAAUUCAUAGUGCCCUGAUGGAGAUGAAUGGAGACAAAGCCCCAGGACCGGACGGAUUUACUAUGGCAUUUUGGCAAAGCUGUUGGGUUUUUGUUAAAGAGGAGGUCUUGGAUCUGUUUAAGGAGUUCUAUGAGCAAAGUGCCUUCAUCAAGAGUCUCAACAAUACGUUUCUGGUAUUGUUACCCAAGAAGGGAAGGGGAGGGGGGCUGAGGAUCUUUGGGAUUUUAGCCAAGUUUUCGGUGUUGGUGAAUGGAGUGCCAGCUAGUUUCUUCCCAAGUUCUAAGGGGUUGCGGCAAGGAGAUCCUCUUUCUCCUUACCUCUUUGUUAUGGGAAUGGAAGUUUUAAGCACUCUCAUUAGGAGGGCUGUUGAAGCGGGAUUUCUGUCAGGGUGUAGGAUCCGAGGAGGUGGAAGACAACCGGUACAUAUAUCCCAUAUGUUGUUUGUGGAUGAUACAAUAGUUUUCUGUGAGGCUAGGAAAGAGCAUCUAACUCAUCUGAGUUGGAUCUUGUUCUGGUUUGAAGCCGCGUCAGGGUUAAGGAUCAAUUUGGAUAAAAGUGAAAUAAUCCUAGUUGGCGAGGUGGAAGAGAUGGAGAAGAUGGCAGCGGAACUAGGCUGCAGGGUGGGUUCUAUGCCUUCUGUGUAUUUGGGGCUGCCCUUGGGGGCUCCUAAUAAGGCUACCUCCGUGUGGGAUGGGGUGGAAGAGAGGGUGAGGAGAAGACUUACGCUUUGGAAACGCUAA
This is a messenger RNA of Vitis riparia (riverbank grape), 957 nucleotides long. RefSeq lists its product as uncharacterized. The record is from RefSeq and is a predicted model, not a curated record. Lineage: Eukaryota; Viridiplantae; Streptophyta; Magnoliopsida; Vitales; Vitaceae. The transcript has 2 exons. Bases 1 to 957 code for a protein of 318 amino acids.